Molecule: messenger RNA, 4878 nt
Organism: Cladocopium goreaui
Lineage: Eukaryota; Dinophyceae; Suessiales; Symbiodiniaceae
Source: the annotation of a GenBank genome assembly
AUGCGGCGCGCCAGACGACCGAGGCUUGCGAGCGGGAUGAACGACGAGACGAAGGUGGGGGAAGCCUCAACCGAGGCCGCGCCCGAGAGCGCCACGCCACCCACCGAGGCAGCCGCCGCGACCGCGACGGUGGAUCGGCCUGAGCAGGCUCCUCCGGUAGAAGCGGAGCCCGUGGCAGAAGCGGCUCCGGCGACGGAGUCGGCGGCGCCGGCCGAAGCAGACGCUUCGGUUGAGGGCACGCCGACCGCCGAGGCUGAUCGCCCUAGCGAGCGGAUCCUCAUCGGCACGCAGCGCGACGAAGGCGAGGCCGCCGCUCCGGCCGAGGAGCUGAAGCCCAAGCCGGUUAACCCGGUCACCGAAGGCGAAGCUCAGCCGACCGCACAGAAGAGCUACCCGCCGCCCAAUGCGCGCACAGCGCCGACCGAAGAAGAAGAAGCCGAGCUCAACGCGUUGAUGUCAGGCUCUUCGGUGGCGGAAGUGCUCGACUCCGGCACCGCCGAAGCGCCCAAAGAGCUAGAAGCGGGCUCGAAGCUCAAGGGCAAAGUGCUCCGCGUGGUCGGCGACUCGGUGUUCGUUGAGCUCGGCGUGCACCUGGAAGGCGUCGUCCCGCUCAAGCAGUUCGAGCCGAAGAAAGAGGCGGCCGAAGUCGCGGCUCCGGCGACCGAGGGCGAAGCCGCCCCCGCAGCGACAACCGAAGCGAAGCCCGCCGAAACGCCGGUCGCCGAAGCCGAGACGCCCGCGUCGCACGCGCCGGCCGAAGGCUCGGAGAUCGAGGUGCUCGUCGUCGGCCUCAACGCCGAGGAGAGUACGUACGACCUGACGCUGCCGACCGGCGCCCAAGAGAUCGGCGACUGGGACGAGGUCGAAGUCGGCAAGGUCGUCGAGGUGACGAUCACCGGCAAGAACAAGGGCGGCCUCGAGUGCAAGGUCAGCGGCAUCCGCGGCUUCAUGCCGAUGGGGCAGAUCUCGAUCUACCGCGUCGAGAACGCCGAGGAGUACGUCGGCCAGCGGCUGACCGCCGUCAUCACCGAGGCGAAUCGGUCGCGCAAGAACGUGAUCCUCAGCCACCGCGCCGUGAUGGAGCGGGAACGGGCCGCCAAGCGUGAGCAGUUGCUCGCCGAGCUGAAGCCGGGGCAGCUUCGCGACGGCAUCGUCCGGUCGCUGCGUGACUUCGGCGCGUUCGUCGACCUCGGCGGCGUCGACGGCAUGGUCCACGUCUCGAAGCUGAGCUGGGACCGCAUCGGCCACCCGAAGGAGGUCCUCACCGAGGGCCAGCAGAUCAAGGUCAAGAUCGAGAAGAUCGACCCUGAGUCGGGCAAGAUCGCGUUGUCCUACCGCGAGGCGGCCGCCAACCCGUGGGACUCCGCCGAGACCGACUACCCGGUCGGCUCGACCGCCAAGGGCAAGGUCUCGAAGAUCAUGGACUUCGGCGCGUUCGUCCGCCUCGGGCCGGGCGUCGAGGGGCUGAUCCACAUCUCGGAGCUCGACCACAAGCGGGUCCACCGCACGGGGGACAUCGUCAGCGAGGGCCAGGAGGUCGAAGCCAAGGUCCUCUCGGUCGACCGCGGCAAGCAGCGGAUCGCCCUCUCGCUCAAGGCGCUCAUGGCGCCGCCGCCCAAGCCCGAGAAGCCCGCCCGUGAGGAAGCUCCCGAGGAGCCGAAGCGCGAGCGCAAGAAGUUCAAGAACCUCAAGGGCGGCAUCGGCGGCCCCAGCGGCGGCGACCAGAUCGCCGUCUACUGUGGGUCUCAAUCGGGCGCCGGCGAUGAGUACCUCGAAGCCGCCAAGCGGCUCGGGGCGCACCUCGCUGAGGCGGGCAUCGGCCUCGUGUACGGCGGCGGUUGCGUCGGACUGAUGGGCGUCGUCGCCGACGCGGUGCUGGCCGGCGGCGGCGAGGCGAUCGGCGUCAUCCCGCACGACCUGGUCGAGAAAGAGGUCGCCCACGACGGGCUGACCGAGCGGCACGUCGUGCCCGACAUGCACACCCGCAAGGCGAUGAUGGCCGACCUGGCCGACGCCUUCGUCGCCCUGCCGGGCGGCGUCGGCACGCUCGAGGAGCUGUUCGAGGUCUGGACCUGGGCGAAGCUCGGCUACCACGCCAAACCGGUGGGCCUCUACAACGUCGCCGGCUUCUACGACCGGCUGCUGGCGUUCCUCGACGAGAUGGUCGCCGCCGGCUUCAUGUCGGCCGAGCACCGCCGGAUCGCCGUCGUGGCCGACGAGCCCACGGAGCUCGUGCAGGCGUUGGCCGCCUACGACGACGGCGCUCGCCGAGCGUUGAGGUGUUGUGGGCGGGACGAAACGCCCGCUUCGCCAGCACGAACACCACCCGCUCGGACCGAACCGGAUACCCACCAUGCCCCGCUCGCUCGCCGUCGCCCUCGUUGCUUUCGCCGCCACGCUUACUGGCCAAGCCGCCCUCGCUUGUGGCAGCGGUGGGUACGGCGGCUACGGCGGGGGAUACUCCGUCGUCCAUCGCCCGGCUUACAGCGCUCCGGUCUACAGCGCUCGCGUCUAUCACGCCCCGGUGUAUCGGGCGACCGUGUCGCACGCCGGGUGGGGCUACCAGGCGCCGCACUGGAAGACCACCAAGCCGGCGGUCCCAGCCCCGGCGCCGACCACAGCUCCGAGCCCGACGCCGGUGCUCGAGACGCCCGCUCCGACGGCGGCGACCACCGCGGCGCCGGCGCCCACGACCUGAACAGCGUGCUGGCAAUCGAAUUCACAUCAGAUGGGGGGACACCCGCCAGUCACGCGCCCCGGUGCGGCUCAGCCGCGCCGGGGUGUUUUUGUUUGCAGGGCGGCGGGAUUUCCUCCCAGAUCGGUUCAAGCGACUUUGCCGGUUGUGCCGAUGGUGACGACAGCGGGCUGUCUGUCCGCUUGCUAGCAGGGGGGCUGCUGGCUCAACCACGCGUCGAUGCCGUUCGGCCCCCGACUCUCGUGACGCACCAGCCGGUAGUGCACAACCCGUUCCCGCAGCUCAGCCGCGUCGCGGUCGUGCCGUUCUUCAACCAGAGCGGCGAGCCGACGGUCGACGGGCGGUUGUUCGCCGAAGCCUACUUCGCGGAGCUGCAAGGCACGCCCGGCUUCGAGGUCGUGCCGGUCGCCGCCGUCGAGGCCGCGAUCAUCCAGAACGGCGUCACCUUCGACCCGCCCUCGAGCGCGCCGGAUCAGAUCCGUUUGCUGGCGCAACGGCUUGGCGUCGACGCGGUGAUCGUCGGCACGGUGACCGACUUCUCGCCGUACUACCCGCCGCGUUGCGGCGUGCGGGUCGAGUGGUACGCGGCGAACGCCGGGUUCCACGAGAUCCCCGCCGGCUACGGCUUGCCGUGGGGCACGCCGGAAGAGGAGUACAUCCCGGACAGCCUCGUGUUCGAGGCGGAGAUGGCGUUGGCGCGCGAGCAGCUUGCGACGCAAUCGCCCCUCGUCGACGAGACGGCCGUGUUGACGCCGAUGCGCGAACAGCCAGCGCUCGAGGGCACGCCGGACACGGACGAGUCGUGGCGCCAGCGUGAGGUCGAGUCGUUGCCGCCGCCGCCCGAACCGGGGGCGCUGCAAGCAACCGACUUCGCCGCGCCGAUCGACGAGACCGACCCGUUAACCGCUCCGGCCGUCACGGGCGGAGGGAUCGUCGCAACCGACAUGUUGCCGCCCGACUGGCCCGACGCGCGGGGUUUCACGCCCCCCGGCCCUUCGCCGACCCGCCCUCGCGCGCAGCGCAACCCGGGUCCGGUUAUGACGCACACGCGGGUCUACCGGGGCACGGACCCCGAUUUCACGGCGGCGCUUGCGGCCUAUGUCGGUUUUCGGGACGACGCACGCUUCGGCGGCUGGCAGUCGUACCUGUCGCGCAGCGAGGACUUCGUCCGCUUCUGCUGUCACUUGCACCUCGUGGAAACGCUCUCUGCUCGCGGCGGAGGCGGUGAAACGCGAGUGGUGCGUCGUUGGUCCGGCGACCCAGCCGUGAACGACGACGUCAAUGUCCUCGCCCUUGUCAAAGGCGAAGAACGCUACCUGUUCCUGUACCAAGACGACCAGCAAGCCCAGGCGCUUCGGGCGCUCGGCCGUCACGCGUCCGACCCGAACCUGAGCUUCACGUGGUACGACGCCGCGGUGCUCAGCAAGCGCAUCCGCAACGAGGCGAAGAAGCACGAGCUGCUCGCCCCGCGGUUGUCCGGGAACGCCGCCCUGCCCAAGGGCGAGGCGUACCGCGAAGACCUCUCGGCGCUGGCCGAGUACCUGGCCGACGAGGGCGGCAAGUCGCCCGACCCCGCGGCCGUGACCGUCGGCGACCUUCGCGGCUUUCUCGCCGCCCUCGGCGAAGCGGGCUACGCGAAGACGUCGGUCGCUCGGCGGAUGUCGGCCGUGCGGUCCUUCUUCAAGUUCGCCCAGCGCGAAGGCUGGGUCCGGUCGAGCCCCGCCGAGGCGCUCCGCAACCCGCGCAAGGCGCGGAAGCUGCCGCACUUCCUUACGGACGCGGAGGUGGCGACGCUGCUGUCGGCGCCGCCGGCGGACACGGACCUCGGCCUCCGCGACCGCGCGAUCCUCGAGACGCUCUACUCGGCCGGCCUGCGAGUGAGCGAGUUGGUGGGCGCCAACGACGGCGACCUCGACCUGGAGCAAGGCCUGCUCCGCGUCCGCGGCAAGGGGCGCAAGGAGCGGCUCGCGCCGAUCGGGGCCUACGCGAGCGACGCGCUCGCGGCUUGGCUCGCCAAGCGGCGGCUCGCGGGCGGCGAGGCGCCCGACGACGACUCACCGCUGUUCACCAAUCGCUUCGGCCGUCGCCUGACAACCCGCAGCGUCGCCCGGAUGCUCGAGAAGCACCUGACGGCGGCUGGCCUCGACGGUCGCACGAGCUGCUUGGGCACUCGAGCCUGGUGA